UGUGAAUACGCGUUUUGUUUUAUAUCGUUGUUCAAAACGAUUUUUAUAUUAUAGAUGUAUAGUUUUGCUCCUUUUUUGAGUUGUUGACUUCACGGAAAAAUUUGGGCACGUCGUCCGGGAAGACUCGCCGGGGUUUUACGGGAAACGGUGUCUGGAGAAGAAGAAAAAAUCGCAUAUUUUUCGUUUCACGUGCAAGUUUCGGUUUUUCGUACAAGUGCAGCCUACAACCAAGUGACCAAAAAUCGUCCAAGAAGGAAGAAUACUAAAGUGGUUUCUCAACUUCAGCUUAAGGAAAAAUUACACACAAAAAUAAGAAAAAGAAAAAAAAAGUUUUAAGGAAGAACGACAAAUGUUACAAAUGUGUCUACCUCCAGCAGCAGUGCUGAAACCAAAAUUGUAAAAGUUAUAACCAUAGAGAGUACUAUAGUGGCAACAGAACACCGCACCCGGGUUCACAGUUGCCGGCAGCGCAGCGGGAAAAAUCGAAUUUUCCCUGUUCCAACCAACCCAGUCGAUAUCAUAUGACUGCCACCACCACCGACCAUCGUCGUCGUCUACUUCGAGUGGAGCAGACGUCGUGCAGACGGCUCCCCAACUCCUGUGCGCCGCCCCACACCAGCAAGGACGAGAACGCCAGUGAAAAGUGAAAUUUUCCUCCUCGCGGACUCAGUGCACACACACACACAUAGACAGACAGAUAAGGGGGCCGUGUUUUUCACGACUUUCACGAACACACGAGCGUGUGUUUAAGUGUUUGUGUGGGUUUUCCAAAGGAAAGUGAAAAGGAACGUCGUCAACGCUGAAGAACAAAAACAACACCCGAGAGUGUGAGUGGAAAACGAUUGGGAGUUGUGGUUGAACCUGGGUUCACACGGAAAAGUGCGAGUUCCGGAUAAGCUGGGAGUGUUUUUGUACAUAGUUUAGGAAAAUACAUGAUUCAACGUUGUGCGUAGAGUACGUCGCGUGUGACUCAGGGACUUGGUAGAACAUACCGUUUGUUAGCAAAUAACCCGUGGCCGGACCAGGAAGCACUAGUGACACACAGUCGAAAAGUGCUGCCGUAGCACGAAGUAGCAAGUGGCACACAAAAUGUUCCAGCUAAUUGGCAGUUUAUCGACUUGACAUAAUAAAGAAAAACCGCAAGACGGGCAUAAUUGUAAUUAUAGCAAAAAUGAACCGCGCUUUAAUCAGCCCACAGUUAUUAGCUGAAAGUUACAAGUGUAUGUGAGAAUGUUGGUAGUUAAGCAAGAAGAAUGUUGUAGCCAAUUAUAUUGAAGAAUCUAGUGAAAAUUUAUUCUCUGUUACGCUAAUACAAAUGAAUAACCCAAUAGUUGAAAACAAUAGUGCAAAGUGAAAAUAAAAAGUUCAAAGCAAGAAACUAUUUACAGACAGCAAACGGACCUCAGAACCUCAGAACACGACAAAGCUGCAAUGAUGAUGCUGCAGCACAUGUCGCCCCACUUUGUGGGAGGCGCCCCGACCACCGACCAUCCCGGGCCAUCCCCGGGGGUCACUCCGUCACCGCCACCACAAACAACCCUUACGCAGAGUCCUUCGCCAUCACCGCCGCCGCCGCCACCGUCUCAUCACGUUCAUCUCGCGCAUCCAGAAGAUCGCCAGCCGUCACGGAUCGUGAUGCGCCGAUCGUCGCUCCAUCUGCCGUCCGACGACGAAGAACAUCACUACAAAUACAAGCGGGAACCGUACUCACGCCCUGGCACCCCGCCGGCAACGUUCCACCAUCAGCAGCAGCAGCAUCACCAGGCAUCGCCAAGACACGCGUCUUAUUCAGACGUCAUCGUUCCCCAGCAAUACCGACCCCGCUCGCGGACACCAACACCAACUCCUACGCAUCAUCACCAGCACCGGAUCGCUUCGGUAAUCCAGGAACGUUACAUCAAGGAGGAACGACCUCCGCGCCGAUCGUCGAUCGACGAGGAUCAACAGGUUGCUCAGUAUUAUCGCGAUCACCCAGAGCAAGCUCUGCGUUACACGCGACCAGAAGAGGACGAAGAAGAACUCGAGUACGCCCGUCGGUACCAUGCACGCUACGAAGCAAACCCGGACGAAGAGGAAGAAGACGAGCAGUACCGCCGACAAAGGCGACGACUCUCGGAGGAACGGCGGCGGCGUGACGAAGACUCGGACUUUAGCGACAGCCAGGUCGGCGGAGCGGUCAGUGGCGACACCGACCACUACCCAAAGUCCGAGGAGGAACCCGAGGAGGACGACGAAGACGACGAGCGUCCGCUGGACCUCUCGAUGAAGAUCAAACGGCGCAUCCGGAAGGACUCGGCUGGCAGCUGCGACUCGGACGACUCCGCCGGGCCCGACUCGGACGGAAAUCCCCGCGGCCAGGGACGGGCUGCGUACAAGAAAAGUCUGAUGAAGCGAUACCUGGACACCGAGAUUCCGCUGCCGCCCCAGACGCCGAGUCCGCCCCCGCAGCAGCGAUCCUCGGCGCACCACCACCACCACAACCACCACCACAGUCACCUUCAUCACAGCAAUGGGGGCCACCACCAGCAAUCGUCCAGCAGCAGUUUGCUCGCCACCAGUCUCAGCCAGCAGUCGACCCAGCAGCACAGGCCCCUGCUCCACGGGCUGCUCAGCGGCACCCACAUACCUCAGGCGCCCUACCACAGCCGGGGCUACAGCACGUCCAGCACAGGCUCACUACCUCCAAGUCCCGCCGACAGUGGCGUGUCCGACGUGGACAGCUCGAGCAGUGGUGGCCAGCCGGCCUGCAGCGAUGAACUCAAAGCCCGCCUCGGAAUCCCGCUCAGCAGCAAUCAGCAACAGCAGCAGCAGCAGCAACAGCAAAACCAGACCAGCGGUAGCAGCAGUAGUUCGUUACUGGUCGGGAGCGGCGGCGGCGGUGGCGGUGGCGGAUUACCUCCACUCAAUCCGGCCUCGUCCUCUCCAACUUCCGGGGGUUCACUCCCCUCGUCGGUGGCUCUCUCGGCGGCGGCAGCGGCCGUCACCCAGCAACAUCUGCAGCAGCAAGCACAAGCCCACCUGCCGCCGGGCACGUUCCUGCGGCCCAACUUUUACCACCACAGCUCGCCGCCUCUCCGGAACAUCUGGAACCAGCGGACCGUGCCCCUUGCCGACAACUACCACUACCUGCACUCGAUGAACGCGGCGGCCGCGGCCGGCUAUCCGUCGUCGCACUUCCCGACGCCGUCGCCGCCACGCGGCAAUCAGCCCGGUCCCCAGCCGGGCAUGGGUCAGCACCCGUACCAGCACGUAACCGGCCAGCAUCAGCACGUAGGGAACGGCGGCCCCGUUAUGGUGCAGGGCCUGCACCACCACCACCCGCAGAGCGUCACCUCGAGCUGUCCGGACGAUCUGAGCUACAUGCUAGAGCUCGGAUUCCCGCCGCGCAAGCUCAAGAAGCCCAAGAAGCCGAAGCUGGAGAUGGGCGUGAAGCGGAAGUCACGCGAGGGCUCGACCACGUACCUGUGGGAGUUUCUGCUCAAGCUGCUGCAGGACCGCGAGUACUGCCCGCGGUUCAUCAAGUGGACGAACCGGGACAAGGGCGUCUUCAAGCUCGUCGACUCGAAGGCCGUCUCCAAGCUGUGGGGCAUGCACAAGAACAAACCGGACAUGAACUACGAAACGAUGGGGCGCGCCCUCCGGUAUUACUACCAGCGCGGAAUCCUGGCCAAGGUCGACGGCCAGCGACGUGUACCAGUUCGUGGACGUCCCGAAGGACAUCGUCGAGAUCGACUGUACGGGCACAUAGAGGUACGACCUGGGCGAGCUGCGCCGCCACAAACAAACACAAAAGUACACACACUAGUCCGGUUUCCGGCGCGUUGUCCCAUCGCGGCCUACUUUGUACAGAGAAUGAGUAAGAGAGAUACUAUUACUACUACUACAACUACUUCCGAUUAGUUAUGAUUUAGCGUGUACGGAACCGCGUGCUGAAUGAUGAGCUUUGAGUUACGUUUUUUUUUUCUUUUUUGAUAUUUAUUUCUAUUACUUUGAGAGAGCGAGUGAUCUUCCCAACCUUCGCGCAGAUCCUCGCGUUUUAGUUAAGCCCUGUAUCAUAUUAGCUCGUUAAGCUGUAAUAUUAUGUUUAUUUUGUGUAAAUUAUAAUUUAUUUAAGUUAAAAACCCACACCAACACACUCACACAGAAAAUCGCGAGAAAAUCAAGAUAAUAUUACGCAAAACAAAACACAAACACACGAAAAAGACAAUAAAAAGGAGGGAAAAUAGCUAACAGUGUUGCGCUUUUUCGUUUAAACCGAUUUAAUUUGUUUUUUAAUGGUCAAGUUUUAAAAUCCACUACUUUUUAAGUUUUUGUUACCCCCGAGAGGACAUUGGCGCAAGCAGAUUACAUUUUAACCACAAAUGCGGCGCGGUUCCGAUUGGCGUGCACGGAGUGCGUUCAAAACUGUUCCGAAACUGACAGCUCCGCUUUGAACGCACUCGUUUGCGUUAAAAGGAACCAUCCACGCAGAAAAAAACACACAGCAGUUUAUUGAACAAACACACGUGUCAAACAAGAGAAGUACAAAUCGAAUCAAAACAUAGUAAUUGUGUGUGUGCGUCCUCAAACGCCUCGCGGUCACCGGGGUUAGUUUCUUCUUCUUCCGAUUCAUUUAGCUUACUGGCGCUAGUUUUAACCAAGUUUUUUUGUUUGUUUUUUUCUAAAGUUAGAGCUUUUUUAUUCUUUUCUUGGAACUCAUUUUAAAAUAUUAUUGGCGAAAGCAAAACCACACUCACACACGUGCUGAGAGGAUGUAAAUUUUUGUGUAAAUUUUUUUGUACUAUUCGUUAAGGUUUAGACUUGUAAGGCUCUUUAGUUGCGUAAGUUUUUUUUUUGUAUCCGCUAGAAUGCAAUCAGCUGUAAUCAAGUGUAAAAAUAUUUUUUAAGUGCAAGUAUUUUGUUUUUAAGAGGUUCUUUCGCUGUACUUUCUAAAAUUCUUUAAUUUUAACAUAUCUUGCGAGCGUUAUCGUUUUUAAGGAAUACUACAACUCACUGCCCCCCAUUCUCUCAACCUCUUCUUUUAAUUGUUUUAUUCGUUUAAGAAGCCUUCCCGCCCCCACGCUCCCCCCUUCGUUUCUAAGAAAUUGUCAAUCAAAGUGAUACAAACCGAAAAUCAAAAAGAGUUAGGAAAAAAGCAGCAAACUAAAACGUGAAAAAAAUGAGCCGAAUCCGAACACACACUCACUCAGACACGCAAGAGCUGACAAGAAUUUUAAAAGAGAAUAAAACGAAGUUUCUUUAGAAUCUUGAUCUCAUUAAUUUAUUUUUAUUGAAAGGCAAACAAACAAAAAAUAUUUUUAAAUCGCGAAAUUAUUUUGGUUUCCUCACCGUGUGUACAUACAAGCUUGCGAGAGCAAUGAGUUUUUGAUUUCUCCCAAUUUGAGUGUUAUUUUGUGAUCCUGGACGCGGCGCGCCUGCAAAAUUCUGUCCCCGAAGCAGUACUAGAUUCGAUCGAACGCAAUCCAAACUUUUGGCGAAAAUCAAAUAAAAUUAACACGAUGCCUACCAAAAUCCAACUCGACACUGCCAUGUAUAUUCGAAGAGUGAGAGAGUGACCGGACAUUGGUGCAUAACACUAGCUUAGCGUAAAAUUUACUCACCCGUUCUAGUACGCUGAAUCGAACCUAGUACUGCGCGCAGAUUGUGCCCGCUCACGCCGACGUUCCACUCGUGCUAGCUUUUUUGUGGAGGAUUUUUCCUCCACGCCAAACACGCUCAACUGCCUGUUCCCUCUUUGGAUUUUACGCGCUUUUUGUUCUAUAUUUUUUCUUACCCAAAAUCAAACAAAACACGCAGACACACACGCCGAGUCUACCCCAAAAAAAAAAUAUUGAAUCUGUUACAAGUUUUUCAACUUCCCACGUCAAAAAAAAUGAGAGAGUAACGAAACAAGUGUAAUAGAUCGAACGACAAGUAUGUGCAAUGAACCAAAUCAAGAAGUAACAAGUAGAAAGAAAGUGUGUCUACCCCCGCAAAACACAAACAAAAAGUAAACAACAAGCAAGAUUUUUAGAAAAUCGAGCAGAAAGUAAUGGAGGCUCUGUUCUGUGCGAGCUCGCUGUCGAAAAACCAAAACUCAAAACUAAACUAGAAACAGCAUCAAAAAACGUUUGGCAAACUGUAUUCUUGAAAAAGCAAAAACGCAACCCACACAAAAGUAGAAGAAGCGAAAAAAGAGUAUAGAAUGAAGCUUGAAGGAAAAAGAGGAUAGUUUGAUAGUUUUUACGCGGUAAAGAUGAUUAGACGUAAAACAUUUAUGAUUAAAGAGUAAUUCUAUACAUAACACAAGCCAGAAAAAAAAAACAAAACAAAACAAAAAAGGAAACGUUUCUGAAAAGAGAAGAUCAAAGUGCGGAAUGCAUACAUCUAAAAAAAUAACACAAAAAUGGCGAAGGAAAAGUUUAGAAUCAUUUGUUAUGUGUAUAUUAAUUAUACUUUAAAUGUUGCAAAUUUUAUAUAUAAAAAUUAUAAGCUAGAAAAAAGAAAAUAAAAAUCAUAUAAUUUAAUUUGAAAUAA
Molecule: messenger RNA, 6516 nt
Organism: Culex pipiens pallens (northern house mosquito)
Lineage: Eukaryota; Metazoa; Arthropoda; Insecta; Diptera; Culicidae
Product: ecdysone-induced protein 74EF-like
Biological process (GO): cell differentiation; regulation of transcription by RNA polymerase II
Cellular component (GO): nucleus
Molecular function (GO): sequence-specific DNA binding; DNA-binding transcription factor activity, RNA polymerase II-specific
Source: RefSeq, a predicted model, not a curated record